AGUGAGCGGCGGCGGCUGCGCGGCGGCAGCGGCAGAAAGCGUAGCUGCUUUGCUGUAGUCCACGCCCCCUUGCCGCUCCGGUGACAGUCUCUGCGGAAAGUCACGUUUGUGAUUUCGGGAGAGCACAGAACGGGACGACGGCGCUCUUGCUGGGUCAUCUGGGCCAGGUGACGAAGAAACAGUUUCCUGGUGAAGCAGUCCCUCACCCCUAGUCAGCCCACACCCCUAGGGCCUAAAGAUGCUGAGGUCUGUAUGGAAUUUUCUGAAACGCCACAAAAAGAAAUGCAUCUUCCUGGGCACGGUCCUUGGAGGAGUAUAUAUUCUGGGGAAAUAUGGACAGAAGAAAAUCAGAGAAAUACAGGAAAGGGAGGCUGCAGAAUACAUUGCCCAAGCACGACGACAAUAUCAUUUUGAAAGUAACCAGAGGACUUGCAAUAUGACAGUGCUGUCCAUGCUUCCAACACUGAGAGAGGCCUUAAUGCAGCAACUGAAUUCCGAGAGCCUCACAGCUCUGCUAAAAAACAGGCCUUCAAACAAGCUAGAAAUAUGGGAGGAUCUGAAGAUAAUAAGUUUCACAAGAAGUACUGUGGCUGUAUACAGUACCUGUAUGCUGGUUGUUCUUUUGCGGGUCCAGUUAAACAUAAUUGGUGGAUAUAUUUACCUGGAUAAUGCAGCAGUUGGCAAAAAUGGCACUACAAUUCUUGCUCCCCCAGAUGUCCAACAGCAGUAUUUAUCAAGUAUUCAGCACCUACUUGGAGAUGGCCUGACAGAAUUGAUCACUGUCAUUAAACAAGCUGUGCAGAAGGUUUUAGGAAGUGUUUCUCUUAAACAUUCUUUGUCCCUUUUGGACUUGGAGCAAAAACUAAAAGAAAUCAGAAAUCUCGUUGAGCAGCAUAAGUCUUCUUCUUGGAUUAAUAAAGAUGGAUCCAAACCUUUAUUAUGCCAUUAUAUGAUGCCAGAUGAAGAAACUCCAUUAGCAGUGCAGGCCUGUGGACUUUCUCCUCGAGACAUUACCACUAUUAAACUUCUCAAUGAAACUAGAGACAUGUUGGAAAGCCCAGAUUUUAGUACAGUUUUGAAUACCUGUUUAAACCGAGGUUUUAGUAGACUUCUAGACAAUAUGGCUGAGUUCUUUCGACCUACUGAACAGGACCUGCAACAUGGUAACUCUAUGAAUAGUCUUUCCAGUGUCAGCCUGCCUUUAGCUAAGAUAAUUCCAAUAGUAAACGGACAGAUCCAUUCAGUUUGCAGUGAAACACCUAGUCAUUUUGUUCAGGAUCUGUUGACAAUGGAGCAAGUGAAAGACUUUGCUGCUAAUGUGUAUGAAGCUUUUAGUACCCCUCAGCAACUGGAGAAAUGAUUUUUCCUUCAAGAAAAACUACAGUGGGAUUCAUUUACUUUUUAAAAUACACUGGGUAAAUCACCUAUACUUAGAGUAACAGUUUGUUAUCAAAAUGCCUGAUAAAAUAUAUUCUUAAUAAAAGUCUUCAUUUCAUAAUGAAAUCAAUUUAUUUGGCAUCUUAAUAUAUUUUUUUAGAUUCAUCAACAGACCAGUUUUUGUGGGCAUAUAUAUAUACACGUGCAAAUAUCAGAAUUGUUAAUAAUUUGUUACACAUGGACAUUUGUUCCAAACUGACUAAAAAUCAAUAUAGAUAUUUUAUAUACAUAUAUAUAUAUAAAAAUACAAAAUUCAGUGUACUUUACCAUAUUAAUACUGAGGAAAAAUCUGUUGGAGACAUAGGUCUAGGAUGUGUGAAGUUUGGAAAAAUAUGCUAUUUAAUUAUAAUGUUCCCUAGACUGCUGUAAACAGAAGUGAAUCAGACUUUUCUCCAGCUACCUUUCAAAAUAAUAAAUUAUUUGUCUCAAAUAUACCUUGAUGGAGGACUUUUUUAUUCUUAUGGAAAUAGUGAAUUCCAACAACUAUGAUGAACUAUGUUCUUUGCUAUUUCUUCACUAUAUUUUUUAAGGUUUUAUUAAAAAGCCUUAGAAAGUUACAUAUUGGUUUAGAGGCUAAAAUUGUGUUGAUGCUGUUUACUCACCUAAUUACAUAGUUUUAAUCAUUUGUACAUAAUUUUAAAAACUUACUUUGUAUUGAUUUUGAAUACAGUGAAAAUCUUAUUGCAAUAAACUAUUUUAGUAAAAUAUUAUUUUGUUGAGUUAAUAUUUUUCAGCUAUUAAUUUACUUAUCCCAUAGCAUUUUUGUUAUUAUUUCGGAAGAGAGAGCAUGCUAGUUUAAGUUUCAUUUUAAUUGGUCGUGUACUUGGUGCUUUUUUGUUGUUGUUAACUUGUUCAUUUAGUAAAAAGCAAAUAGCUUUACUUUCUGAAAAAGAAAUAAUUCAUUAUCUCUAGUAAUACAUCUGUAAUUCUUCAUUUAGAAGGGUAAUUAGGGCAAAAGUAAAUAAAUCAUUAUAUAUCAUUAGUAUGUUGACAUAUAUUUUCAGUAACAUUGUUUUAUGUUCCUCCAGCGUAACAUGUAGCUGAACAGUAGAAGGUAGAAAAUAAAUUAUGACAUCUCUUCUAAGGCCUGGCUAGGCCUGAAGCUCACUGCCAGGGAGUUUGUGUCUAGAAUGUUUUUAAAAAUAGGUAGUGGAGCCAUAGCCCUCACCAUAGACACCUCUGAGCCCACUGGCAUUGUCUCUGAGCAGAAGAUGGCUGUGCCACUCACAUAUGCUAAUCUUGGCAAAUCUGCCAAGCAUGUCUUCACCAAGGGAUAUGGAUUUGGCUUAAUAAAACCUGAUUUGAAAACAAAA
This is a messenger RNA of Homo sapiens (human), 2750 nucleotides long. It is a transcript of the gene PEX3, whose product is annotated as peroxisomal biogenesis factor 3. The record is from RefSeq and is marked reviewed. The transcript has 12 exons. Gene Ontology annotation, cellular component: peroxisome; peroxisomal membrane. Bases 239 to 1360 code for a protein of 373 amino acids. Gene Ontology annotation, biological process: peroxisome organization. NCBI's taxonomy places the organism in Eukaryota, Metazoa, Chordata, Mammalia, Primates, Hominidae.